GCCAUUGUUAUGAACGUUCUCAAGCCGCCCUCUAUCGGCGGCGCCAUAGUGGUGGUAAACGACAGGGACACAGAAACAGCUGAUUAGCUUGCUAGCUGUUAAGUGAUGUCUUACUAUGGUCGUGAAUUUGCCUAAAUUAUUAGAUAGUCGUAAUUCAGCUGCCUUUUUUUUUGCCCAACAUACGCCAUUUCGGGACGAUUUGUGUUUUGCCAUUUUAGGCCAAGCGGAACCAGAACGAGCUAACGUUACUGUAGCCAGCUCGUAAACAUUGGAGACAAAACAACACUAAAAAACCUGAUUUAACAUCGAGCUGAAUUAUGGAUCAAAAUUACACCUUGUAUCCUGUUAAACUGUACGUUUACGACCUGUCUAACGGAAUGGCUCGCCAGCUGAGCCCCCUCAUGCUAGGGAAACAGCUUGAUGGAAUAUGGCACACUGCUAUUGUUGUCCAUGGAGAGGAGUUCUUCUAUGGGGGAGAGGGCAUCGCAAACUGCCCACCUGGUGGGACGUCCCUGGGAGAACCCAACUCCAUAAUAGACCUGGGCAUCACAGAAGUGACUGAGGAAAUCUUUAUGGAGUACCUGUCUUCACUGGGAGAGUCCACAUACAGGGGGAACCAGUACCAUCUGUUUGAGUGGAACUGUAACACGUUCAGUAACGAAGUGGCCCAGUUCCUCACCGGCAGCAAGAUCCCUGCCCACAUCACAGACCUGCCGGCUGAAGUGCUGUCCACACCUUUCGGCCAGGCGCUACGCCCGCUUCUGGACUCCAUCAAUAUUGCACCUCAAGGGGGCAACACCUUCAAUGGACAUUAUGGCCAGAGAUAGACUGGUAACACAGGUGCACAGAGUAAUAUAUUAAACGAUCAGUCAGUCUGUGUGGGGGGGUGGGAGAUCUGCAGCUCUGGACCUUUGUAAGUUCCUUACUGAUGUGUCAGUCAGUCAGUCAGUGGGCCAGGCAGCAACCUAACCCAACCUGACCUCUUUAAUACCUUAAAGGCCCAGUGCAGUCAAAAAAGUGAUUUUCCUGUUUUUUUUAUAUAUAUCUUUCCACGCUAUGAGGUGUCAAUAAUACAAUGAAAUUGUGAAAUUUAUAAUGCCCCUUUAGUGUAGGAGCUGUUUGAAAAGACCGCUGGAAAUGUCAGCGUAUUUUGGUGGGAUGGCGUUUUGGCGUAUUGGUUAAUAGACCAAUAAGAAAGAGUUCCAAAACUCUGCCAAUAUCAGCACAUUUUCAGUUUUCCCCUACCCACUCAGACCACUCCCAGACAGUCCUAGCAAAAUUAUUUAUUGAGAAAUUCUCUUUGCUAAGAAAUUCUCUUUGCUAUUUUUUGACUCAUUUAAAAUAACCACACUAAGGUACUUAAUUGUUCCCCAGAAAUGAUUUGAUAUUGAGAUAAAAACAGCUGCAUCUGACCUUUUACCCCAGCCCAGCCUGACACUCCCCAGACUUAACAUGAUUCUACCUAACUUACCCCUUUUCCACUAUAAACUUGGCCUGCGACCUGUGUGUGUAUUUUAGUAUGUCCAUGGAUAUAAAGCUGGCAUUAGGCCGUAAGUAAUUAGGCCGUAAGUAAUUAAGAUAGAUAUUUCUUCUACUCUCCAUAGGAGCCCAUGGUCAGCUGAAUGUAAAACUAGGGAGCUGCAAGCUUUCUAUCUAGAGCCAGAGCUGCAGCUCUUUCCUGCACAGGGGUGGGUAGGGUGUCCUUUUACCUUCCUGUUAUAAGUAAUUAAGUAAGCUAUUUUGGUGUUUUCAUUGUUCUUUUUUAAUUACCAUGACAUGACUGCAUUGACACUCCAGAGAGGUAGAGAGAAGGGGUAGAGAAGAUGAAAAGAGAAACAAACCACGUUUGAGAUUUUAGCUGGAGACGUGAUAAAAACCAUACAAAUUCUGACUUGCACUUGUCUUGAUAUUGUGAACUUGCGUAUUCACUUAUCUUCGUAUCAACUUCCAACUGUCUGGUGUCAAGGUUUAUCCCGUGAAAACAUUGUUACACACAAGCACACACACACUCAAGAUCAUCAAGCUAUGACCUUGUGUGACCUGUACAGACGUGCUCAAAUUUGUUGGUACCCCUCCACAAAUGCACAAUUUUCUCUGAAAUAACUUAACUGACAAAAGUAAUUGGCAUCCACUGUUGCUUAUUCCAUAUUUAAUAGAAAUCAGACUUUGCUUUAGAUGUUUUAUUAAACAUAAUAUUGUAAGUAAUAAAACAAAUGAAAAUAGCAUGGACAAUAAUGAUGGGACCCAUAACCUAAUAUUUUGUUGCACAACCUUUAGAGGCAAUCACUGCAAUCAAAUGUUUUCUGUAGCUCUCAAUGAGACUUCUGCACCUGUUAGCAGGUAGUUUGACCCACUCUUCCUGAGCCAACUGCUCCAGCUGUCUCAGGUUUGAUGGGUGCCUUCUCCAGACUGUAAGUUUCAGCUCUUUCCAUAGUUGUUCGAUAGGAUUCCGAUCAGGACUCAUAGAAGAUCACUUCAGAAUAGUCCAAUGUUUUGUUCUUAUCCAUUCUUGGGUGCGUUUAGCUGUGUGUUUUGGGUCAUUAUCCUGUUGGAGGACCUAUGACCUGCGACUGAGACAGAGCUUUCUGACACUGGGCAGUACGUUUCGCUCCAGAAUGCCUUGAUAGUCUUGAUUCCAUUGUGCCCUGCACAGAUUCAAGGCACCCUGUGCCAGGCGCAGCAAAGCAGCCCCAAAACAUAACCGAGCCUCCUCCAUGUUUCACUGUAGGUAUGUUGUUAUUUUCUUUGAAAGCUUCAUGUUUUCGUCUGUGAACAUAGAGCUGAUGUGACUUGGCAAAAAGCUCCAGUUUUGGAGGACAUUCUCUCAGGAUUGUGGCUUGUCAUUAUGCAUUUUAGAAAAUUCCAGUCUGGCUUUUUUGUGUUUUUCUUUCAAAUGUGGAGUCCUCCUGGGUCUACUUCCAUGGAGCCCAUUUUCUCUCAAAAAGUGACGGAUGGUGCGAUCAGAAACUGACGUACCGUCACCUUGGAGUUCAGCUUGUAUCUCUUUGGCAGUUAUCCUUGGUUCUUUUUCUACCAUUGGCACUCUCCUUCUGUUCAAUCUGGGGUCGAUUUUCCUCUUGUGGCCGCGCCCAGUGAGGUUGGCUACAGAUCCAUGGACCUUAAACUUAAUAACAUUUGUGACUGUUGUCACAGGAACAUCAAGCUGCUUGGAUAUGGUCUUGUAGCCUUUAUCUUUACCAUGCUUGUCUAUUACUUUCUUUCUGAUCUCCUCAGACAAAUCUCUCCUUUGCUUUCUCUGGUCCAUGUUCAGUGUGGUGCACACCAUGAUACCAAACAGCCCAGUGACUACUUUUCUCCAUUUAAAUAGGCUGAAUGACUGCUUACAAGAUUGGAGACGUGUGAUACUAAUUAAAGAAACAAAUGACUUUGAAAUAUCACUAUAAUGAAAUUAUUUAUUCUAUUUUCUAAGGGGUACCAACAUGUGUCCAGGCCAUUUUAGAAUAUCGUUGUAGAAUAAGCAAUAAUUCAUAAUUCUUUUCACAGCUUCUUUGCUUUAUUCUAUGACAUACCAACGGCAUGCAAGUAUACCGCUUUUAAUUUACUCACUUUUCAUGAGGAAUGAAGCAUUAAUGAGCUGUAAGGGCACCAACACAUUUGAGCACGUCUGUAUGUAGGAUUUUACAGUAAUACACUGAACAACUGCAGUAAUACACUGAACAACUGCAUCUUUCCAGAAUUGGUAUACUUAUACCUUUCAAAUGAGCAGGAAUGCACCAUAUCUAGGCAUUUUCAAAGAUUGGAAUGUUGUUGAGUCUCUGUACUGUUUUCUUGCAAUCAGUGUGCAGCCUAAUGUUGUUCCAGCAUAGGAAAUCACUCUCCAUAUCGAGAGUUAUGCCAACCGCCAUUCACUUUUUUCCUGAUAUCAAGUGUCUGUGAUUUUGAUGCCAUUAUUUGUUUGUUUUGAUCUGUUUAUUUAUUGUAAGAUUAUAUACACAAGACUGUCUUUGUAAGUGACAUACUUUAAUUUAUUACCUAAUGUCAUUAUGAGCAUACAUAUCGUUAUUAUUAUUGUAUUAUCAAGAUUUAAUAUAUUCGGUAAUUCACAUUUGGUAUUAAGUCAAAGUUGUGAUACCCCCAAAAUGUCCAUCCUUACUCUGUCCACGAUUGUGAUGUAAAGAUCCUGUUUAUAUUUAACGAAACUCUUGCCUCUGCUUGAUAAAGACAACUUUUCUCUAAGUA
This is a messenger RNA of Oncorhynchus mykiss (rainbow trout), 4200 nucleotides long. Its product is annotated as desumoylating isopeptidase 1. Gene Ontology annotation, biological process: protein modification by small protein removal. The record is from RefSeq and is a predicted model, not a curated record. Gene Ontology annotation, molecular function: peptidase activity. Lineage: Eukaryota; Metazoa; Chordata; Actinopteri; Salmoniformes; Salmonidae.